This is a messenger RNA of Carassius auratus (goldfish), 1275 nucleotides long. Its product is annotated as apoptosis regulator BAX. NCBI's taxonomy places the organism in Eukaryota, Metazoa, Chordata, Actinopteri, Cypriniformes, Cyprinidae. Gene Ontology annotation, cellular component: mitochondrial outer membrane. Gene Ontology annotation, biological process: intrinsic apoptotic signaling pathway in response to DNA damage; mitochondrial fusion; regulation of apoptotic process. Gene Ontology annotation, molecular function: channel activity; BH domain binding. The record is from RefSeq and is a predicted model, not a curated record. The transcript has 6 exons. Bases 259 to 831 code for a protein of 190 amino acids.
ACGUAAAAGUCACGUUUUUGGUUUUUGUUUCGCUUUUAUUUUCAUUCAGCCUAGUGCAACGCUAGCAGUGAAGAUGCGGAACUGACAACAAUUGUUUACCAGUUAUCUGAUUUACACAGCAAGACUUAGCCUACUAAACCAGUUUUGGGGUUUGCGAAAUGUUUAUACAUUGAUGCAAAGGUAUGGUCACACGUACAGACUUCACUGUGGUUUGUGAAGUGGCCAUCAAAUCCUAUCGUAGGACCAAGGAGGAAGAUCAUGGCAUUAGACUACCAGUUUUCAACGAAUCUUGUACUUCGAUCAGUGAAGGACCAGGUGCAGAGGGUGGGAACAUGCGCACAGUCUCUUCCCGAGCCGCAGCCAAUGAGCGAUGAGCGGGAGCAGCUCCUGGAACAGAUGGCGAGCCUCAUCAGAGACAUCGGAGACAGUCUCGAUCGACAGCCAAGAUUCAAGGACAUGGUUGAUGGUUUUGCACGAGUGGUGAAUAGACAGAGCUUCCAGCAGCUUGCAGACAAAGUUUUCGUUGAUGGCAUCACCUGGGGGAAAAUUUUCACUCUGAUCUGUGUUGUUGGGAAAUCCAUUGCAAAGAUUAUUGCUGAUUUAGUCUCAGGUGUUGUGUCUUGGACACUGGAUUACUUCAGGGAUAGCCUUCUGAACUGGAUCUGCAAUAGAGGAGGAUGGAUCAACAGUAUCUCUUCCUUGGCUCAUUACUCAUUUGAGCGAGAUUUUGGUUCCUCAUCCAGCCUGAUCUCCCUUUCCUCUGGAGUGCUCUUCAUCAGUGGAGUACUGCUGGGUGGCUUCAUUGUCUGGAGACUGAACAGAUGUGCAUGAGGAGGGUCAGUGAAGGACUGAUGAAGUGAGAAAAGGGGGAAUGCUGGGAUUUACAUAUGCAACAGACCAAAAAUAAUGAUGAUCUGAGCAAGUAAGAGAAGGCUGCUUGGCAAUAGCAUGUGUUUUAUUAAUUUUUUUAAUUUAUUUUUAUGUUCUGCCUGUCUGGGAAGUAAAGCAAUAACUAGCAAGACUUGAAAUGUUAUAGGUGCUGUGCCAAGACAACUGUUCACUUUAAUGUCUAUGCCUACUGUUUUUAACCUCUACCUCGUCUAUAAAAUUUAUAUUAGAAAUCUAUAAAUAACCUUGCAACAACAGACUAAAUAACUAUGUACAAUAAAUAUGGUGUACAUAUUUUAAAUUAUAUUGUUAAAUCUGAAAUGUAAUUGUUUCAACUUUUCCAAGUGCCAAAGACCUGCAUUAAAUAAAGUCCUUCCCACAAACCCA